Messenger RNA from Rubroshorea leprosula, 1136 nucleotides. The record is from the annotation of a GenBank genome assembly. NCBI's taxonomy places the organism in Eukaryota, Viridiplantae, Streptophyta, Magnoliopsida, Malvales, Dipterocarpaceae.
UCACACUUGUCCAGAAAAGCAAGAAACAGCUAGCAACUUGAGAUAGAGAAGUUCAGAGAAAUGGGUGGAGAAGGAGAAGGGAAGACAGUGUGCGUCACCGGAGCGUCGGGUUUCAUAGCCUCUUGGCUUGUAAAGCUCCUGCUCCAGCGUGGGUAUACCGUCAAAGGCUACCAUGAUCCAAAGAAAACAGAGCACUUGCUUGCACUAGAUGGAGCAAAGGAGAGACUUCAUUUAUUCAAAGCAGAGUUAUGUGAUGAAGGGAGCUUUGAUUCUGUUGUGGAUGGCUGUGAGGGGGUCUUCCACACAGCCUCCCCCGUUUUUCUCUCAUCCGAUGAACAUCAUAAGUCACAAAUAGUCGAUUCAGCAGUCAAUGGAACACUUAAUGUUCUUAAAUCAUGUGCAAAAGUAAGUUCAAUCAAGAGAGUAGUCCUCACAUCUUCAAUGGCUGCAGUUGCAAACACCGGGAAACCAUUGACCCCUGAUGUGCUUGUGGAUGAGACAUGGUUUUCUGAUCCUGAUGUUUGCGAGAAAUCAAAACAUUGGUACCAACUUUCCAAGACAUUAGCGGAGAAGGCUGCUUGGAAGUUCGCAGAAGAGAAUGGUAUCGAUUUGGUUGCAAUAAAUCCAGGAGUUGUGAUCGGUCCUCUUUUGCACCCAACUAUUAAUCUUAGUGUGGAUUUCAUAAUAGACAUUGUAAAUGGACGACAACUCCCUCCAUUUAAUCGAUUUGUUGACGUUCGAGAUGUUGCAUUUGCACAUAUUCUAGCAUUGGAGGUGCCUUCAGCUAGUGGGAGAUAUUGCAUGGUUGAAAGAACUGCAGACUAUUCUGAGGUGUUAAAGAUCUUAGAUGAAUUAUACCCUAAUUUGCACCUCAGCGAAAAAUUUAAAGAUAAGGAUGUUGGGACACUGCUUAAGGUAUCCAAGGAGAAAGCAAUAAGCUUGGGUGUGAAUUUUAUUUCCCUGCAUGUGAGUCUAAAGGACACUGUUGAAAGUUUAAAGGAAAAGGGUUUCUUAAGCAUAUUACUCUAAAAGACUUCAAUGUUAUUCCAUGAAAUUCAUUUUUCCUUCUGUUCCCCUGUUUUUAUUCUCCAAGUGUGAUGGUGUGAAGUGAGUGACAAUAAUUCCAGUUUAAGCUG